CCAGCCAGCUGCAGCAAGUGUGCUGAGAGCCAGGAGAAAUCAUCAGGAAAUUCCCUGGGUAUUCUAACUCGUGACAGCAACAUCUUAUUAAUCAUCAGCCAUCUAGUGUGAUCCCCACCCACAACAUAAGGGGACCUGUUGUGACUUCAGAAAUCUGCCCACAGGUUCUCCAGACAACUCUUGUUGUCCAACAACUUGUCCUGACCAAGGACCCCAGGCUGAUGGGGGCCCAGUUCUGCUACCAUGCUGCAAGUAAAACGCCCCUGGAAACCCUGCGCUUCCAUGCGGAGGCCAAGGGCGCACAAGUGCGCCUGGACUCACAGGGGAGCAUCGCCAGCCGCUGCGCCACGUUCCACGACGGCAUCGUGUUCAGCCAGCGGCCGGUUCUGCCCCGCGAGCCGGUGACUGUGCGUGUCCUGAGGCACGAGAAGCAAUGGCAGGGGGGUCUCCGCGUGGGUUUCACGCGCCUGGACCCUGCUCACGUGCCAGCGUCCAGCCUGCCGCCCUACGUGUGCCCAGACCUGGUGCAGCAGAGCCCAACGUGGGCGGCUGUGGUGCCUGAAUGCUUUGUGCUGGAAGGGAACGUGGUCAGUUUCUGGUUCAGCCGGCACGGCUGGCUCUUGGCUGAGGUCAACGCUGAGCCCCCGAUAGUGCUACGCAGGGACGUGGCCAUGGGUGCACCACUCUGGGCUGUGAUGGAUGUGUAUGGAACCACCAAGGCCAUCGAGUUGCUGGACAACACCCUUCCCAGGACCAUGCCUUCAGUCCUCAGUGGUGAUUUUCUCCGAGAUCCUAAAGACACAGCAGGACAAGAGUGUGCUGUCUGCUUUCAUGAUGCUGCCAAUACCUACCUUGUUCCCUGCGGCCACUCAGACUUCUGUUACCACUGUGCCUGGCGGGUUUUCAGGGAAACAGCCAAGUGCCCAAUUUGCCGCUGGAAGAUAGAAGAUGUGGCCCGUCUCCACCUAUGUUGAGGACUAAAGAGGGACUCCCACCGUGAAUGACAGAUUGGACCUUGUUCUGAGUCUGGCUCCUGUAGAGGGCAGAGAUAUAGUCCUGCCUUAUUUCUAAAGAAGAACCAGAAAGAUUGGUCAACAAUAGCAAGAGGGAGCUGAGAGAUUGCUGGCUCUUCUCCUCUUCCCAGCAGGUUGGGGCCAAUGAAGCAAGGAGGGGCCAUUUUUUCCUGUCCACACUUAUCUUCAGGUUCUCCAAGAGAACUAUCUCCCUGAUGGAAUGCCUGGCUGCAGAAAGUGGCUCAGCUUCUCUGGGCUCUACCUAGUUUGUAGUGCGAUGGCCAAGUGCACCAAAAGGUGGGACCCGCUAUGGUGCCUCCCUCCAAAAGAUGGUGAAGGAAACUGAGAUUAUCCAACAUGCUCAUUCUGUGGAAAAUCCAAAAUGAAGAGACAAGCUGUGGGCAUCUGACACUGUGGUUCCUGUCUGAAAACCGCAGCUGGUGGUGCCUGGACCUACAAUACUGCUUCUGCCUUCACAGUAAAGUCUGCCAUCAGAAGUCUGAAGGAAUCGAAAGGCCAAUAGAAGUGCUAUCAUUUGAAACAUUGCUAACCUGUAAUAAAUAUGGGGGAAAGAUGUGGUUCAA
Molecule: messenger RNA, 1597 nt
Organism: Erinaceus europaeus (western European hedgehog)
Lineage: Eukaryota; Metazoa; Chordata; Mammalia; Eulipotyphla; Erinaceidae
Gene: NEURL3
Product: neuralized E3 ubiquitin protein ligase 3
Exons: 4
Coding region: 222-974 (250 amino acids)
Source: RefSeq, a predicted model, not a curated record